GGGUAAUGCGUGUGACGUGUGACUGGCUGGUCAACUGCGUCACCUGUCACCCUGUCAGUGUCACUAAAAGAGACCGAAACGGAACUGAUGAUGGCAUGGUUAUGUAUGUUUUCUUAUAAGUAGUGAUCAGUGCGACGAAACCUACAGAUUAUAACGUCAUGUCGCUAAAACGUCUGCCUUUGCAACGGAUAAUUUUAUUUUUAUCUACUUAAAUUGGUAUGGGGGUGCCAUGGCUAGCCCAAGUGCGAUUAAUGCACUUGGCAUUUGCCUUUACCUUACUGAUAUUGGUAUUUUUUUUGUUAUCCCUGAACCCGUCAACUCUAAAACCUACAAUACCACCAACCAGAUCAUUCCUAAUAUCGUCGUCGUCCUCCUCCUCAGAACAGCGCAUGAUCCAAGGUAACAUUAGCUUUCCUGGUGUGCUGCUCCACAACAGCACAUCAUCGGAGGCGCCCCCUGCACCACAGACUUUGAAAAACCACUCAACAAAUACUCGACAACAGAAUAAUUUGGAUCUGACUCAAGGUGUUCCAGCUGAAUAUAUUUAUGAAGCAGGACACAUUGAUGUAAAUUCUGAGGUGUGUGCUGACUUGGGCAAGGACGUAAAACUGAUGAUAACCAUCACGUCGGCGCCAAGCCAUGAAAGUGCCAGAGAAGCAAUCCGCAAGACUUGGGGUUCGUUCGGUAGUCGAAGGGACGUCGCUAUAGCUUUUAUGUUAGGAUCUGUUUCCAACGAAACGAUCAACAAGAAAUUAGAUGAAGAACAAAUUUUAUAUGGUGAUAUUAUUAGAGGAAAGUUUAUUGAUACGUAUGACAAUCUUACUUUGAAAACAAUUUCGAUUUUAGAAUGGGUAGAUAAUUACUGUCCUAAAGCAGCUUUUGUACUUAAAACUGACGACGACAUGUUCAUUAAUGUGUCUCGUCUUUUAGCGUUUAUUGCUAAACACAAACCUGAACAAAAUAUAAUUUAUGGACGCCUGGCAAAAAAGUGGAAACCAAUUAGAAAUAAAAAAUCAAAAUACUAUAUAUCUCCUCAGCAAUAUAAACCCCCUGUCUUUCCAGACUUCACUACAGGUCCGGCCUAUUUGCUUCCAGCCAACUUAGCUAAACCACUCUAUUUAUCUGCAUUAAAUCACACCUAUUUAAAAUUGGAGGAUGUGUUUCUCACUGGAAUUGUGGCAAAUGGGUUAAAGAUCAAAAGAGUGCAUGCACCAGAGUUUUUAAAUAAAAAAGUGUCUUUUACGCCUUGUAAUAUUCAGAAAGAAAUUAGCAUACAUAUGGUUCAAAGCGGCGAGCAGUUCGACUUGUGGAAAAAACUUCACGAUAUAACUAAGUGUAAAAAGUGAUAUAUUUAAAUAAUAAAACAAUUCCUUGUGAUUAGUCUUUAUUAUGUAUACCUAGUUACUUAUUUGUUAACAGUAUUUAUUUUACGUUAAAUUAUUUUUUUCAUUGAAAUAUUUUAUUAUUGUAUGUAUUCCUUCAAAAGGUUUAAAAACGAGAUUAUAAAAUGAAUUUUAAAAAAACAAAUAUAAAACUAUUAAUGUAAUAAA
Anthonomus grandis grandis is the source of this 1550-nucleotide messenger RNA. RefSeq names its product beta-1,3-galactosyltransferase 5-like. The coding region runs from base 219 to 1346 and encodes 375 amino acids. The record is from RefSeq and is a predicted model, not a curated record. Gene Ontology annotation, molecular function: hexosyltransferase activity. The transcript has 3 exons. Gene Ontology annotation, cellular component: membrane. NCBI's taxonomy places the organism in Eukaryota, Metazoa, Arthropoda, Insecta, Coleoptera, Curculionidae.